AGCUCCGAACCUGCUGCCAGUUCACACCAGCCCGGGGGGGCAGCGGCGCUUUGGCUUCCUGUCCCUUCCUCCUGUGACCACUGCGGGUCCCCGGCGCUGAGCGGCGGGACAUGGAGGACCAGGACGGCUACAUGGCCUUAGAGCAGUGGAGGAAACGAGGGGCUGCGGGGAGCCCCCCGUCCUCCACGGGGGCAGCUGUAGGAUCUGGCUUUCCAGAACCCGGGGGGGUCCCCCCCACAGCCCCCCUGCGCCGUCCCCGCUGCCUCCUCGGGGCCCUCACGGUUGCACUGGUGCUGUCCCUGGUGCUGUGUGAGGCCGAGGGGUGCAGGCUCUACCCCGUGGGCUGGAUGCUGGGCAGGACCAAGUGCUACUGGGUCUCGGAGAGGAUGAACUCGUGGCACGGGAGCCGGGAGGACUGCGGGGCCCGCGGGGCCGCGAUGGCGAUGCCGUGGGACAAGGACGAGGAGGCACCCCAGGGGAGGGCAAAGGGCUCCCCAGAAGCCUGGGAUCAGAGCCCUCAUUGCCAAAUUCCCCGCGGUGCCCGUGGCAGACCGGGGGGGAGGGACAUGGGUCUGGCUCGGUCCCGGGGUGAGGACCGAGCCUGUUUUGGGGUGACCAUCCCCGGCCCGGCAGCGCCACCACUGCCCCUUUCCCCGGGCCAGGAUUCCCUCAAUGAGACCCUGAGGAAACCCACGCGGCACUUCUGGAUCGGGCUCUCGGUGCCCGCGCCCGGGAUGGGCUGGACGUCGGUGAACGGCUCCCGCCCAGACUGGAGCCGGUUCCCGCAGGACCUCGGGGAGGGUCCCGGAGCCUGCGGGGCGCUCAAGGGGGACAGGAUCGACCCCCGCGCCUGCGACACGGGGCUGCAGUGGAUCUGCCAGACGGAGUCCGCCCGGAUCUGA
Pseudopipra pipra is the source of this 902-nucleotide messenger RNA. RefSeq lists its product as uncharacterized. The record is from RefSeq and is a predicted model, not a curated record. The coding region runs from base 111 to 902 and encodes 263 amino acids. NCBI's taxonomy places the organism in Eukaryota, Metazoa, Chordata, Aves, Passeriformes, Pipridae. The transcript is spliced from 5 exons.